This is a messenger RNA of Anneissia japonica, 6904 nucleotides long. RefSeq names its product receptor-type tyrosine-protein phosphatase epsilon-like. Gene Ontology annotation, molecular function: protein tyrosine phosphatase activity; protein binding. The record is from RefSeq and is a predicted model, not a curated record. Lineage: Eukaryota; Metazoa; Echinodermata; Crinoidea; Comatulida; Comatulidae. Gene Ontology annotation, biological process: protein dephosphorylation. Bases 209 to 3739 code for a protein of 1176 amino acids. The transcript is spliced from 25 exons.
AGUCACUUGCCCCAGUGACAAAACGCUACCGACAGAUUCUGGCGAAAACUUUGCUACAGUAACUUGGCCAGCGCCACAGGUUACAGACAAUGUCGACAGAAAUCUACAAGCCACUUGUGAUCCAGCAUCUGGAGGUCCGGUGGAAACUGGUGGUCCGUUGACAGUAACAUGUGAGGCUACUGAUACUGCAGGAAAUGAAGGCAGUUGUAUGUUUACUAUUACGGUAGAAGACAACGAAAAGCCAAAACUAAAUUGUCCUCAAAGCGUUGAACGACCAACAGAUCAAGGUGAAAAUUUUACCACUUAUGACAUUAACGAGCAAGUGAGCGCAACUGAUAAUGUAGAUGUUGUCGUUCCUAAUUGUGUACCAAAUACCGAUACUUUUUAUCUCAAUGGCCCAACAAGUAUCACCUGCACAGCCACUGAUAACAGUGGUAAUGCUGAAAGCUGCAGUUUUGAAGUAACUGUUUACGAUCCAGAGCCGCCAAAAUUCGAAAAUUGUGUGGAUCAAACAUUUAUACUGUUGUUUAAUGAUGAUGGUGAAGCAGUAGUAAAUUAUACAAAGCCACGUGUUACAGACAAUGUUGGAGUUGUGUCGGGUCCAGUCUGUACUCCAAAUAGUGGAAGUAUGUUUUCAAUGGAUUCAACUUUGGUAACCUGUAAUGCAUCUGAUGCUGCUGGCAAUAUAGGAAACUGUUCAUUUAAUGUCAUACUAAUAGAUUGUGUAAAAGGUACUUUUGGAGAAUUUUGUAUGAACUGCACAUGUGUGGACAAUAGUCUUUGCGAAGAAACUACUGGAGAUUGUCCAGGAUGUGAUGAUCAAAAAGACUAUGGGUUCGAGUGUAAUUACAGGGAUUUGUAUCCCAAUAUCACUGCUACAGGUCUCUCUGUACGUGAUGGCAAUGUAACACAGCAUAGGGGAGAAAAUGUUGAGCUUGUAUGCAAAUACAAUUUACUGAAUAUUAUUGGGUACUGGAGCAAGGAUGGAGUAAAAGUGAUGAGUUUUACAGGAGAAACCACUGGAAAUGCAACUUACACCAUACAUAGUGUGGACUUUAGUGACAUUGGUACAUACAACUGUACUCUUACUCAACAGGUAUAUACUGACAUAAGAACAUCUGUUUCUGAGUCUGUUUUUGUUAGUGUUGAAGUCCCUGCUCAAUUUGUAACAAGACCGCAAAGCGCCCAAGGCAGACUGCAAGAUAAUUUAACGUUUAACUGCUCAGCAGAGGGGAAUCCUGAAGUUGAUAUCACCUGGAUCAGAAACUCCAAUAGACUGGUGGGAACAAAGUACACAAUUUCUGAAAAUGAAAAUAAAGAAAGCAUGAUCUUUACAACAAAUAGUACACUGGUUGUAUAUAAUAUUUCAAGAAGUGACAAUGGUAGUUACGAAUGCCAAGCUGAGAACGAACUAGUUAAUGAGGUUAAAGAAGGUGUUGCAUCCUUCAGUAUAACUGUUCUAGAAAAACCAGACCCUGUAACAAUCAAUGAUGUAACAUCAACAGACAAAACAAUCAUUGUUACAUGGACCCGAGGAAAUGAAAGGAAUAGUCCAAUUCAAACAUGCACUGUUCAAUACAGGGAGGAAAGUGAAAGCAUGCUUAAAACUAUAGUGGCUGAAAAGGAGAAUUCUCACACAAUAACAGACCUCAAGCCUUACACCGAUUAUUAUAUACAGGUAUUCUGUACUAAUGCUAUAGGAGAAAGUGAUAAAGAAACAACUUCCAAACGAACUGAUGAAGCCGAAAACAAUACAGGAAUGAUAGUUGUGGUUUCAAUUGUUGUAAUCUUAGUCAUAGUUGUCGUUGUUCUUGUGGCGGUUAUGUCCAUAAAUAGACGUCAUUAUUUAAGAGAACGUUUCUUUGGUAGUGGUAGUGGAAGACGACAACAAUUUGAUGGUCCACUUGAACUUGGGAGUAGGGACAACACCGGAUACUUACAAGAAUAUCCAGCUAUCUCAGUAGAGAGACUUCAGCCCACCUUCGAGGAAAAACACAGGGAUGGCGACAAACUAUUUAAUCAGGAAUACAAGUCUUUACCACAGUCAUCGAGAGUUAUUACAACAGAAGCUAGUAAUAUGGCAGAGAAUAAGGGAAAGAACAGAUACAUCAAUAUUCUGGCAUAUGAUCAGAGUCGUGUAAUUCUUAAUGAGAUAGAUGGAGAACCUGGAUCAGACUACAUCAAUGCAUGCUAUGUGGAUGGUUAUGAUUUCAACAAUAAAUUCAUUGCAGCCCAAGGACCUAAAGAAGAGACAGUUGUGGAUUUCUGGCGGAUGAUUUGGGAGCAAAACUCACCAGCUAUUGUCAUGCUCACAAAGACAUUUGAGAAAGGAAGAGAAAAAUGUGCUCAGUAUUGGCCAGAUUCAGGCUCACAGGAAUUUGAACAGUUCACCAUCACUCUGGAGGAUACGGUGAAGACGUGCGAAUAUGUCAUUCGCAAAUUCCGCAUCCAAAAUUCUGAUUAUGAAAGUGAGUCCAGAUCUAUCCAACAGUACCAUUUCAUUGGCUGGCCUGAUUUUGGGAUUCCUGACUAUCCAUAUACCAUGCUGUCUUUCAUCAAACGUAUACGACAGAUGGUACCGAAGCCAACGUCCAACGGCGAUAUAGGACCACUCACAGUUCACUGCAGUGCUGGUGUUGGUCGAACAGGAACGUAUAUUGUGAUUGACGCCAUGUUGGAUCAAAUGGUAGCUGAGAAGCAAGUAGACAUAUACAACUUUGUAUCCAAGAUCAGAGGUCAAAGAAAUCUUUUGGUUCAGUCACAGGUCCAGUAUGUUUUUAUACAUCAAGCACUUAUGGAGGAGUACUUGUACAAUCAAUCAGAAAUUGAUGUAACCAGCAUGCAACAGAAAUGGUCUGAUCUCAUUUUAAAGCCAUCAAAUUCAGAUUUCACAAACUUGGAACUGGAAUUCAGGCGAGUGACACAAAUCCCAACUUCACAUCUAACACAAAAGGAUGGAACACUGGAUCCUAACAAGAUAAAAAAUAGAUUAUUACAAGUGAUACCAUUUAAUUACAACCGAGUGAAACUGCAGCGGUUGAUUGGCAAAGAACACUCCGACUACAUAAAUGCUUCCUAUAUUGAUGGCUACGAAUACAAAUCCAUGUACAUAGCCACACAAGGUCCAACCAAAGAUACUAUUGGAGAUUUCUGGAGAAUGGUUUGGGAUGAACGAACAUCUUGCAUCAUCAUGAUGACAGAUUUAGAAGAAAAUGGACAGGAGAGGUGUACAAAGUAUUGGCCAGACGACAAUACUCCAGUGGUACAUGACACAAUCGCAGUGCAAGUGAAAGAGCAACGGGAAGUAGAAGGAAGCGAAUACAUAGUCCGUGAAUUUCAGGUCACAAACACAAAGGUAGAGAACAGUUCACUGGGUGGUGAGUCAAGGAGUGUAUUUCAGUAUCACUAUGUUGGCUGGCCUCAUUCAGGCGCUCCCAGCAGUGGGACAGGUCUAGUCGACUUGAUCGGAAAGGUUCACAAGUAUCAAGAAUCGAUCCACUCAACCUUUCCGAUUGUUGUACAUUGCAGUGGUGGAGCUGGGCGUACUGGUGUCUUUAUAGCUCUCAGUAUAAUGCUUGAACGUGUCAAAGCAGAAGGAGUGAUUGACGUCUUCCAAACAGUAAGGACGCUACGGCAGCAGCGCCCUCACAUGGUUCAAACCUUUGAGCAAUAUGGCUUUUGUUAUCAUGCUGUUCGAGAGUAUAUGGAUUCAUUCGACCACUACGCCAACCUAAAAUAGAUGUCCAAAAUUUUGGCUUCUUAGCUGUUGUGUGAAUGUAUCAGUAAUUUAUCAUAGAGAAGGAUAAAGCCAAAUAAAGAAUUUUUCUUAUUUUUCUAGUUGAUUUUCUUUCACAGCUUAUAAUAAUGACCAAAUUCUUUGAUUUUGUUAUGUUUUUCUUGUAUACAUUUUCAUUUUUAUUUUUCAUAAAUUUUGAUAUUUAAAAAAAAAUUAAAUAUGAUGGAAUUUUUUCUAUUAUGUUGAUAUCUUAUGAAUAUAUACUAAUAUAUUGUACUUUAUUUUGUUGUAUUUAGAUUAGAGAGUGGAGUAUUUCUGGUUUCAUAUAAAAUGAUUAAGACUAUCUUAAAUUUAAGGUUGUCUACUUAAAUAUUGAAAAGUAAUUACCUCUAUUUUUAUAUUUUUUUAACUUUUUAAUCUGUUUUCCCAUAUGACAUUGGAAGAAUACAUACCCAUUUUGUGAGUUUUUCUAGUAAUUUUGGGUAAAUUGAAUAAGGUCUAUUUUCUCAAGAGUAGUCUCUAUAUGUCGGUGAUAUGGACCAGAGUGAUAUAAUACCACUGGUAGUCUGUGUAAUGGGACUUAUAUGGAAAUAGGCCAAUACGUGCUAAUACAUGUCCAUAUUUGUCCAUUUAGCUUCGAUACAUUUUUUAUUGCAUUCAUAUAUGGACCUUCUCCAGUAUGAUCUUACCAAUUUCUUUGUAUAUCACGGCACAUUUUAUAAGAGAAUUUCAGACUUUGAUACUAAAUUGAUUAAUUUUAACAGUUUUUUAAUUAUAAUGAGCGAGAAGAGCUUGACUUCCUUUCAUUAAAUGAGAGGAGGAAUUAUUAGUUUUAAGGUAAAAAUAAUAAUGUAUGUAUACUGUAGUAUAUAAAAGCUGUAAAUCAUGAGCGUUAGUGAGGAUUUGGAAUCUAAAACUCUGUUAACACUGUUGAGUGACAAAAAAUCAGACAUUUGUCAAUAUAUGGGCAUAGUAAGAAUUUAACAUGCCCGUAUAUGGGCGUGAUAUGACUUUAUUAGUUCAAGUUCAAAAGAACAUUUAUUUCUCUAAAAUUUUAUAAUAGAAAAUGAAACAUUUUCUUAAAAAUAUAAUGCUGGUAUAUUGGCAAGAUAUGAUUUUUAUCGUGCCCAUAUAUGGGCACGAUAUGGGAUCAUGCAAAAAUUAUGAGAUAAACGUUAUAGUACAGAGUACAGAGCUUUUCGAAAGUGAUAACAAGUACGAUUAUAUUGCAUAUUUAUUUUUGGCUCACUACGGAUGCAAACCAAUUUAGCCAACUUGUGUAAUAUGUACAAGAACAGAGGAUCUGGCCUGGCCCCUAAGGUCUGUUUUUUUGACAUGAGCUAGGACAAACAAGUUCUGAUUGCUCCUGUUUGACAGCAGUAUAUUUAUUUUAAUAUCAUAGGUUUAAUCACAGCUUAAUAAUCAGUAAUUCUCAUAAAAUCGAGAUAUAAAUGGAGAUCAGCUCAUAAUACACAAAUAUACUCUGACAGAUAAAAUUGGGGAUUGGUUUCAUAGCCUAAAAUGAUGACGUAACAGUAUUUGUUAUCUUUGUUGUGAGAUUGCAAAUCCUCUCUAUAGAUGAAUUGGACAUAUUCGUAUUUUAUAAGAAUUAUGAUAUACUUAUUUAGAAAUUGAGAUAUAUAAGUGAUAAUAUAUUAUAUUAACUAAUUAGAGACUGAUUUGUAGAAAUGAAUUUACAUGCGCUGAUAACCGGAUAGAAUGCAUGAAAUCUGGUGACAAUAUUUUGAUUAUAAAUUAUCUUAGUAUCCUUUUGAACACAUUAAUUAACAUUUUUAUCACAUAAUCUGAGGAUGUGCAUUUUCAGCUAUUUCUAACAUUAAAUAACAUAUUUUCUUGUGUUUUUUAAAUAAAAUAUAUGUUUUUUUUAUCAUAUUUUUAUUGUAAUUACAAUACAUUCUCUGACAGCUUGAACUAGUGAGUACUGGAGUCAAACAAACCAAAUUAUAAACAGAAUUUAAUACUUUUAAUUUUUUAAACUUAAAACUUUCAAAUUUCAUAAAUUGACUAAUUCAAGUAAAAUCAGAAGAAUUUAAUUCUUACUGAAAUAUCCUACCCAGUCAUGUACUGAGGUGUUAAAACAAAGAAACUUACGGUAUUAAUAUUUAUGUUGAUUUUAUAAUCAAAUAUCUAUGCAAUUGUUAAAAUGAUAUGUAAUAUAAGACCACAUAAAGAGAUACUGACUUUUUUUAUUUUUUUUUUUUUGGUAUACAUAUUUAAAAUGUUAAUUUGCCCAAAUCUCUUAUGAACCAAUUUGAAAUCAUGUCAUUUUGAAAAUAGGAAUGAUGUUUUACCCUCCCUGAUAUUCAGUACGUUCCCGAAUACUAGCAAGAAAUCAUGCAAGUGAUUCGAGUGGGAAUACUAUUAGAAUAUUUUUUUAAUAGUUCUCUGAAUCUAACAGGGUAAAUCUUACCUGCCAUAACUAGGAUUUCCAUAGAUUUAGAGGGGAUUCUUUGUAAUCUUCACAAAGUAUUCACACAAGCACCUACAAUUUGUAUUUCUCCAUGGUUAGGCAUAAUACAAAUUCCUAACUGCCACUGAAAUUAGUUUUUGCUUUGAAAAUGAAGGAAGGAUAAUGAAACAUCAUCUUUGAAUAACAUCUAAUAAAAUUUGAACUAUUCUUUCAUGUUGCGACUUUUUAAAUGCGACUUUUUAAAGAGAUUAAAAUCAAUGUUUUGUCUUACAGGAAGCCUGUAAUUUAGAUUGCAUAUUAUUUGCUCCUUUUUAGAUAUCGUAUAGAGUAUGUUUUAUAAAUAAAUAUAUAAAUAUCAAUUAACUAUUAUACCACUGUCUUUUUAUUAACGAAUAUCAUGUUUUAACAGCUUCUGAGGUUCACUACAAACUUUCUAGGUUGUAACGAGUAGAAUUGUUUAAGUCUAAAUAACUAACACUAUACACAGUGCCUUACACGUACAGUAGUGUAAAGGGGAUAAAUAUGAUAUAUUUUCUUACUUAAGCGAACAGUAGGUGGUGUUGGACACGAUUUAUGUUGAGAGUAAUAUCCACGUUGUACAAGAUCAAAGCAAUAGAAAUAUGCGUCUCGUAGUCUUGUCUGUUUUAAAAUGUGACAAUUGAAGAAAUGUCUGUGUCUAGCUUGUUCGUACAUGUUCAACUUUCAUGAUUUUGUUUCAAUAAAUUGACGAGAGAUCA